This is a messenger RNA of Laetiporus sulphureus 93-53, 1059 nucleotides long. RefSeq names its product aspartate aminotransferase. Gene Ontology annotation, molecular function: L-aspartate:2-oxoglutarate transaminase activity; pyridoxal phosphate binding. The record is from RefSeq and is a predicted model, not a curated record. NCBI's taxonomy places the organism in Eukaryota, Fungi, Basidiomycota, Agaricomycetes, Polyporales, Laetiporaceae. The transcript has 7 exons. Gene Ontology annotation, biological process: L-aspartate biosynthetic process. Gene Ontology annotation, cellular component: cytosol. The coding region runs from base 1 to 1059 and encodes 352 amino acids.
AUGCCGGAGCUAUGGAUCAUUCCUGAUGGAGUCGCGGUGUAUGGUAGCACAGUGGGAGAGCACACUGCAAAAUUGGGCAAGUCGACCUCCUCGAAUGAGAAGCCAUGGAUUCUGCCUGUCAUAAAGAAGGCGAUGGAGAUGCUCUUGAAUGAUCCAAACUUGGACCACGAAUACUUGCCGAUCACCGGUCUCCCAGAAUUCACGAAUGCCGCUGCACGACUAGUGCUGGGCCCCAACUCGCCUGCCAUCAUGGAGAACCGUGUCUCGAGUGUGCAGACGAUAUCGGGGACGGGCGCCAACCAUCUUGGAGCACUGUUCUUGAGCCGGUUCUACCACUGGGUGGAGGGCACGCCGAAGGCCGCAUACCUGAGCGAUCCCACAUGGGUGAACCAUUUCCAAAUUUUCAAGGGUGUCGGCAUUGCGCCGCUCACAUAUCCGUAUUACGACCCCUCGACGAUCGGCCUUGCGUUCGACGCCUUCCUCACGACGGUCCGGACUGCACCACCGAAGUCGGUGUUUGUCCUCCACGCGUGUGCUCAUAAUCCUACUGGUGUGGAUCCCACACGAGUGCAGUGGGGUUUGAUCGUGGACGCUGUGCUGGAGCGAGGCCACUAUGCGUUCUUCGACUGCACAUACCAACGCUUUGCCAGCGGUAACCUGGAUCGGGACGCUUGGGCGAUUCGGGAGUUUGUUAGCAGGGGUGUGCCGAUGUUGGUCUGCCAGAGUUUCGCGAAGAAUGCUGGACUGUAUGGGGAACGUGUAGGCACACUGCACAUUAUUUCGCCGACACCAGAAGCUGCGCUUCGAAUCAAGAGUCAGCUGUCAGUUCUGACGCGAAGCGAGAUUAGCAGCCCACCCGCGCACGGUGCCCGCCUGAUGGCGCUCAUCAUGAAUAAUGCAAAGCUGUUUGAAGAGUGGAAACGCGAUAUCAAGACGAUGGCGGAGUGUGUCAUCGCGAUGCGAAAGGAGCUGCACUGGCUGUUGACUGAAGAGCUCAAGACGCUGGGCAACUGGGAUCACAUCGUGAACCAGAUUGGCAUGUUCAGCUUCUCAGGAUGA